Messenger RNA from Mycena citricolor, 2557 nucleotides. Lineage: Eukaryota; Fungi; Basidiomycota; Agaricomycetes; Agaricales; Mycenaceae. The record is from the annotation of a GenBank genome assembly.
AACUUUUCUCUCUCUCAUAAUGGUCCUCCCACACGACCUCUGCGCCCGGGUCCAAAAUGCCUUCCGCGCACGUCACCAAAAGAUCUCCCUGAACCACAGCAAUCAAAACUUGGGCAUCCUCUCCAUCCUCCUGCGCAGUGGCUUCGUGUCCAACCUAUCCAGAGGCACGAUAGCUGAGCCGGACCCGCUGGCGUUCCACACCGUCAACGACGCGCAGAAACGCAUAUGGGCUGACCUCAAGUACCGGAACGACCUCCCGGUGCUGCAUCACAUGGAGGUCAUCAGCAAACCGAGCAAACGCGUGUUCAUGGACUUGUCUGAGAUUCGGCGGUUGUGCACGGGGCGGCGAGCGCAGAACGUUAAGCCGCUGGGGUUGGGUGAAGUUAUUGUCAUAAGGACGAAGGAUAAGGAGAACGAGUGGCUGGAGGCGAGGGAGGCCGUGCAGAUGAAGUUGUCGGGCGAGGUGAUGUGUCGGGCACAGUGAGGGUGGCAGUUUUGUCUGUGUCGUUUGGAAGUGCUCCGCUCGCGACGCCAUGGCGCAUGCUUUCCGCCUUAUACUUGAAUUCCAUGCAUGGGAGUAGACAAACUCAAUUCUAAUUCAUCAUCCACAUAUUGGUCGUUGAAAGAAGUUGAUUGCGGGUCUUGGCGGGGUCAAGCACCGACUUUCACGCGGGACGGAAGCCGUCUUGGCCGUUUCUUUGAUUCGGAGACGUGUUGUCCCUUUUUGAUUCGCCCAACUUGGUCCGCGUCCUUGGUUCCGUCUGUAACUCCAACACACUUGCGAAAUAGAACGCUAGACGGCGGCGUUAAGAUUGGCAUCAGUCUUGUGGAAAGCCGUAUCUCCACCCAGUCCCGACACCACAGCGGUGGCCCGCUUCCGCUUUGCGCUUUUUAAACUGGCGUGGGAUGUAACUCACCUCACUGUACCACCGGCCCAACACAGAAAUGAGCGCCUCUUCCACAAUCCCUCUCAGCGUCAUCGCGCAGCACAACUCUCGGGAGAGCUGUUGGAUCAUCGUGCAUGGCAAGGUGUACGAUAUCACCGACUUUCUGGAUGAACACCCAGGAGGCAGCCGAAUCAUCCUCCGCUACGCAGGAACGGAUGCAACUGCCGCCUACGAGCCAAUCCACCCUCCGACCAUGAUCACCUCGAACUUGGCUCCCGAAAAGCACCUCGGCAUCGCCGAGGCCAGCUCGAGCACUGGCGUGAAGGUCAAGUCCGCCGAAGAGCUUGAGCGUGAGCAGCUGCUUGCCCGCCGACCGCCGCUCGACGAGGUUCUGAAUCUGCAUGAUUUCGAGGCCGUGGCGAAAGCCGUGCUGCCCGCCAAGUCGUGGGCGUACUACUCCUCUGCGGCCGACGAUGAGCUUGCCAUUCGGGAGAACAGGGCAUCUUACCAGCGUGUUUACUUCUUGCCUCGCAUCCUGCGUGAUGUCACCAAGGUGGAUUGGUCGACCACGAUCUUGGGCCACAAGUCCUCUCUUCCAGUCUACAUUUCCGCGACCGCACUUGGCAAACUGGGACAUCCUGACGGCGAGCUGAACCUGACCCGUGCUGCUGCCAAGCACAACGUCAUCCAGAUGAUCCCGACUUUGGCUUCUUGCUCCUUCGACGAAAUCAUGGAUGCUGCUCAACCCGGGCAACCCUUGUUCGUGCAAUUGUACGUCAACGGGGAUCGGGAGAUUACGCGCAAGUAUGUGCAACAUGCUGAGAAGCGUGGUGUGUCCGGUCUCUUCAUUACGGUCGAUGCUCCCCAGCUGGGUCGCCGAGAGAAGGAUAUGCGGAUGAAGUUCGUGGACGACGGGGCUGGCGCCAAGGUCCAAGAGGGACAGUCUGAUGUCAAGAAAGACCAAGGCAUUGCUCGUGCCAUCAGCUCGUUCAUCGACCCGAGUUUGUCUUGGAAAGACAUUCCUUGGUUCCGAAGCAUCACCAAGAUGCCUAUCAUCUUGAAGGGCGUGUCCACCCCCGCCGAUGCUAUCCUUGCGCUGGAGGCUGGAGUGCAGGGCAUUGUGCUCAGUAACCACGGUGGUCGUCAACUCGACAGCGCCCGAUCUGGGCUGGAGAAUCUCAUCGACAUUGUCGCUGCCCUCAAGACUCGCGGGCCGUGGCCUAACCCCAAGUUCUCCGUGUUUGUCGACGGAGGAGUGAGACGAGCCAGUGAUGUGCUCAAGGCCCUUGCGCUUGGCGCCUCGGCGGUCGGUAUUGGGAGAGGAUUCCUGUACGCUUUCUCGUCCUACGGACAAGAGGGUGUCGAGCAUGCCAUCAAGAUCCUCCGGGAUGAGUUUGAGAUGAACAUGCGAUUGCUCGGCGUCACGAAACUCAGCGAGCUCGGCCCUGAGCUGGUGGAUGCAAGGGCACUGCACUCUCACGCCGGCCUCGCUCCUCGGGACAACUUGUACGAUGCGACCUACCAACCAUUGGUCCUCGCCAAGUUCAAGGACUCCAAACUUUAGAUGUCACGUCACCUACAUGUAUCUUAUAUAAAAUGCCAUCUGACAACGACUUGAUUUCAUCCACGUUCAUUACUCGUGAGGCAGCAACAUUUUCAAUUGAAAUUCG